GGCUGAUCUGAGAGAGAAAGAAAAAAAUAAAAACCCACUACUAAAAUUAAUUAAUAUGGGUAGGCUAUUUUUCCAGCUUAGUGAUCGUGGCUGCAGCCAAUCAAUUGGUCAUGUUCUCCAAAAAGAGAACCGAGAGAGGAGAGGCCGUCCCUGUUCCCAAAUCCUAAAUGGACCGUAAACCUUGGGCUUACGUGAUCAGACUACUUUGUUUGCUUUGCUCUUAUUUUUCAAGGGUGGGGGCGAUAAAGGCUUGACCUGAUUGAAGCGUCAAUUAUUUAAUUUUAGGACUUGAUACUGAAGUGGAAACUGAUAAGUAAACAAUAAACAUUCCCGAGAGGAGAUUGCAAAGGAAAUAUGUAGGCUACAAGCAGCAUUAUUAGGACAUUUUGGCAGCCAAAAUCCUGUCUGUCUCAUAAAAAAUAUAGACUCAUGUAAUUUGCUGCAAGAAUAUUUUUUAAGAUACUAUAUAAACUAUAUAUUUAUUAUAAACUCACAAAUGACUUUACCAAAAUUUUCACGCGAUACUACACGUCCCUGUGUUCAUGUGUAGCCUGUUAGUAUUUAAUCGUGGUUUCCAGUCUCACUAAAUAAACGUCUGCCAGUACAAAAUCACUACUCUACCCCUCCCCUUUUCCCGCCAAAAAGCCUUAAGGGUUCGAAUUCUGUCCUGUUCUGAUAGGACGAAUCAAUGUAUCCAUGACAACCGUUGCUCUGGACAACACAGGAUGCUCGAGGUGCUGCCGCAACAACAGAAUGCCAUGCGCAAUGCGGCAGCGCGUAUCACUCUUUGAUACACCCCAGAAAAGACUAAUAUCUUUGUCAGAUCGUUUCUACGGAGAGCUGUGACACAAGAAGACAAGUUAAAUUAGAAUGAAUGUAACUCGAACACGACAUAGCAUCCUUAAGAUGUAGUGUUAGCAUGUAUGAACGCUCAACUUGCCAAUGUUGCAAUUUACACAUGAAGCGCUAGAUGGUAGCAUCGUAUUAUAAACAAAACCAAACUCUACAGGGAACCAGGAAAGAAAUAUUAAAAUGUAAAAUAGCUUAUGUGUUACCAGAAACAGAAGACGUCAAGCCUGAUACAAUCUGCUUUGAAACGUAACACACAGAAGCGUUAUACGUUAGCGUUCAAAGCUUCAGGAAAACCCCUAGACUUUGUUCCUGUCCAGGACAUUUGAUCGAUAAAGUUUGAAUUGGAACAGUCACCUACUGCGAAAAUGAUGGCGACCGAUCAAACUGUGCACGGAGUUCCUCCUUCGCUGUCAGCCAAAGUGGUUGGAUCAUUUGCUUAUUUGACUGUGAAAGACAGACUGCCGACCAUCCUGACUAGAGUUAUAGAUACAAUACAUCGCAACAAAAACAUGUUUUUUGAAGAAUAUGGAGAGGAGGGUAUCGAGGCAGAGAAGCACACAAUAUCCUUGCUGUCUAAGUUGAGGAAUGAGCUGCAAACUGAUAAGCCAAUUCUAGCACUGGCAGACAACCUGCGAGAUACAGAGUCCUGGAACCAGUACCUGCAGAGACAUCAGAGAAUGCAAGGGGACCAGGAGGCUGUUAGCUGGUUCAAGUCUCCAUGGCUUUAUGUGGAGUGCUACAUGUACCGCAGGAUACAGGAGGCCCUCUUCCUCAGUCCUCCCAUCAGUGAUUAUGAUGUCUUUAAUGAGGGAAAGACUCAGAGCUUUUUUGAGUCUCAGCAGGCCGUGAUGGCCUUAUGUACAUACUUGGAGGACAUCAAAAACAACAUGGAGGAACUCUCUAAGAAUCAGCUGCUUGAGCAUUUUAAUAAGCUGCUACAGGUUUCUCUAUGGGGAAACAAGUGUGAUCUGUCUAUCUCUGCUGGCCAAGACAACUCUCAGAAGACCAGUCCAGUAGAUUCCCUCAAUAGCCUACAGCCCCUCAUCUUGGUGGAUGACUCCAGCAUGGUGUGGUCAACUCUUAUUUCUGCCAAGACGCCAGGACAGCCAGAGAAGACCGCUGCUGGCAGAGUUGACAUUGUUCUAGACAAUGCUGGCUUUGAGCUAGUCACUGACUUGGUCUUUGCAGAUUUCCUGGUUUCCUCCGGCCUUGUUCGUGAGGUCCAUUUUCAUGGCAAAUGCUUCCCGUGGUUUGUCUCUGAUGUCACAGCUAACGAUUUUCAGUGGACCAUUCGGCAGACCAUGGCGACCAAUCAUAAGUGGAUGUCCAAGAGUGGUUUCCAGUGGCAAAGCUACCUGAAGAAGGGCACGUGGUCCUACCAUGACCAUCCUUUCUGGACACAGCCCCAUGAGUUCUGUGACAUGGCCGCUGAUGCUCCUGACCUAUACGCGACGCUGCAGGAGGCAAACCUGGUGCUGUUUAAAGGUGAUCUGAACUACAGAAAGCUGACAGGUGACAGGGAAUGGGAUCACACAGUGGGUUUCGAUACGGCACUAAGAGGUUUUGGGCCUGCACCACUGUGUAGCCUGAGAACUCUGAAAGCCAACAUUCAGGUUGGUCUGCAGCCAGGCCAAGGGGAGAAGCUCACCUCCCAAGAUCCAGACUGGAUGAUUAGCGGAAAGUACGCCAUCAUUCAGUUCUGCAAUCCAAAGUCAGAACAGUAAGGUGACCUCGGGAUCGUACUGUGAAGAUGUAGAUUCAUAAGAACGUUACCAUAAGAAAUAAGCAGGACUUAACUCUAAGCCAUAAGACCGUUAAAGUUACAUGAGGUUCUUAAAUGUUUUUGUUCCUCAAAUGCAAAUCGUUAAAUCACCGUUUCAUGUUUGAUACUGUAAUUCACAGUAACAGAAAUAUUUAAUAUCAGAUCAAAUAUUUUCACUACAGAUUUGUACCAUGUCACAGUUAAAACAUUAGCACUUCUAUGCCUCCACAUGAUUUAAACACACCAGUUGUUUAUGGUGACAAGUUCAGAGUCAGAGGUGAUGAAUUAAGGUUGCUUUUUAUGGGAAAUUGCUUAUGUGUUGUGCACUAUUAAUUCCUAUUAAGUCCUAAUGUUUACAGAUUAAAAAGUAUGCUGUUAUCAGUUAUUGAGUAACAGUUGGGCUUCGUCAUACAGCAGCAAUACAUUUGUUUUUGCAUGCAGUUAAGGAGAGUGAAGACAAUUGCAAUACACAGUUGUUAUUAUUUUAAUGCAGCUCAGCUCAGGUUGUUUUAUUGUUGCACUCAGUGUUAUCGUGAUAUGCAUGCCAAAAAAACUCUCAUAUGGCAGAACCCUAAAAUUCACUUGAGACAGAUCAUAAUAUCAUUUAAUUAAAUGGUUUUGCUCAGUUUGGAAGAUGGUAGACUGUUAUUGGGGCAGUGUAACAACAACAGUGACUACGUUUGCUUGUUUUGUUUAAAAUGGCAACCCAGACUUCUGUAUCUUCAUAGAUAAUAGUGGAUGUGUCUGUGCACAUGUCUGUGUUAUGUCAUCUGAAUCAUCACUGUCAUUGUCAGUAUCUCAGAGGUGAUGUUAACUGGAUUCUUCUUAGUAUUCUUACUGGAAAAUGAUAUCAUUUUCACUCAUAGUUUGAUUUAAUAAAAAAUCUGCGUUGA
Scatophagus argus is the source of this 3507-nucleotide messenger RNA. It is a transcript of the gene dcph1, whose product is annotated as acidic residue methyltransferase 1. Gene Ontology annotation, molecular function: phosphatase activity. The coding region runs from base 1218 to 2576 and encodes 452 amino acids. The record is from RefSeq and is a predicted model, not a curated record. Gene Ontology annotation, biological process: DNA damage response. Lineage: Eukaryota; Metazoa; Chordata; Actinopteri; Scatophagidae. The transcript is spliced from 5 exons. Gene Ontology annotation, cellular component: nucleus; cytoplasm.